Messenger RNA from Sphaeroforma arctica JP610, 471 nucleotides. RefSeq lists its product as hypothetical. The record is from RefSeq and is a predicted model, not a curated record. NCBI's taxonomy places the organism in Eukaryota, Ichthyosporea, Ichthyophonida. The coding region runs from base 1 to 471 and encodes 156 amino acids. The transcript has a single exon.
AUGGCGAGUAGUGAGGCAGAUACACCGGUUCGGACAGCUAAUAAUGAAAGCGAUCGUGGAAAUGACAAGGAUCUCGAAGAGGGCAAGGCUCCGGCAGGGGACGAAGCUCUUGAAGAGAACGAGGCUCCUGAGGAGGACGAUGCUCCUGAAGAGGACAAGGCUCCUGAAGAGGACGAGGCUCCUGAAGAGGACGAGGCUUCUGAAGGGGACGAGAUCGAAGUGGUGGCAAUUAAGGGCAAACAAAGAGCCAAAAGAGUUCAAACCAGCAUCUAUGAUUGCACAAAGUUAUACAGAAGUUUAAAAAAAGGAGUGAAACUUGAUUUUGUAACUGAACGCUUCACGGCGGACAAAAAGAAUCCAGCGAAAUUGGCUUCUUGUAAUUAUUGCGGUAGUGGUAAGAUUUACACAUGGAAUAAAAGGCAAGCAAGCAACGCCUUGAUCCACUAUGAGGGCACGCAUGAGAAGGAGUAG